Cervus elaphus (red deer) is the source of this 1029-nucleotide messenger RNA. Its product is annotated as vomeronasal type-1 receptor 4-like. Gene Ontology annotation, biological process: G protein-coupled receptor signaling pathway. The transcript has a single exon. The record is from RefSeq and is a predicted model, not a curated record. Lineage: Eukaryota; Metazoa; Chordata; Mammalia; Artiodactyla; Cervidae. Bases 1 to 1029 code for a protein of 342 amino acids. Gene Ontology annotation, molecular function: pheromone receptor activity. Gene Ontology annotation, cellular component: membrane.
AUGUCACAAACUGAUAUGAGCCAGUCUGCCGUGAGGAGUCACUGUUGUCAUCAUAUAAAGGGGAGUACCUUGAAUGACACAACAGCCUCCAGCCAACUGGCCAUUGGAAUAACCUUCUUGUUACAGACGGUGCUUGGGAUCUGGGGCAACCUCUCCCUUCUGUACCGUUACCUCUUUCUUUACCACACUCAGUGCAGGUUGAGGGUCACAGAUUGGAUUUGCCAGCACCUGACUAUAGCCAACAUUUUCGUCAUUCUUUCGAAAGGAGUCCCUCAGACAAUUACAACUUUGAGGUUGAAAUAUUUUGCCAGUGAUUUUGCCUGCAAACUCAUUUUGUAUGUUGAGAGAGUGGGCAGGAGUAUGUCCAUUGGCACCACCUGCAUCUUGAGUGUGUUUCAGACCAUCACAAUCAGCCCGAAGAACUCCUGUUGGAAGAAUAUUAAAGUCAAAGCCCCAAAGUACGUUGCCUUCUCCAUUUCCUUCUGCUGGAUCCAGUGCCUGUUUGUAAAUCUCAUUUUUCCCAUGUAUGCAUAUGUUUCUAAAAAAUGGCGCUUCACAAACAUGACAAAUACAAGAGAUUCAGGGUACUGUGCUGCCGCAGAUGCUGAGAAUAUCUCAGGCUCAAUAUAUGCAGCUUUGGUAGUGAUCCCUGAAGUUUCAUUUUCUGCGCUCAUCUUAUGGGCCAGUAGCUCCAUGAUUCUCACCCUGUACAGACACAGUCGGCGAGUCCAGUAUAUUCACAAGGCUAGUGUGUCUCCCAGAACCCCUGCUGAGUCCAAAGCCACCCAAAGCAUCCUGCUCUUGGCGAGCACCUUCAUGUGUUUCCACACCCUGUCCUGCAUCUUUAACAUUCUUCUGGCUAUUUUUCAUAAGCCCAGUUGGUUGUUGGUGUAUACAACUGGCCUGAUUAAUGUGUGUUUUCCCUUUAUCAGCCCCUUUCUGCUCAUGAGCCGUGACUCCAUUCUAUCCAGUCUCUGCUUUCUGUACAUGAAGAACUCAGAAUCCCCUAAUCUUAUCAGAAAAGCGUAA